CCAGCCCCGGGACCCGGCCCCGCGGGGGGCGCCGCGGCUGCGGGGGGGCCGAAGAGUGGGGAGGAGCGGCUGAAAGAGAUGGAGGCGGAGAUGGCGCUGUUUGAGCAGGAGGUGCUGGGGGCCCCUGUCUCCCUGCCCUCUGGGGCUCCGGUGGUGGAGGCCGUCCCGGUAGCUCUGGCAGUGCCAACUGUGCCCACGGUGCCCCCAGUCCCAGUGAUCCGACCCAUCAUCGCCACCAACACCUAUCAACAGGUCCAGCAGAGCUUAGAAGCCCGAGCAGCUGCUGCAGCCACUGUCGUGGCCCCCAUCGUGGCCCCCCCGGUACCGUUCGUGGGACCAGUGAACUUCAGCGCUGGCGAGAGGUGCCGGAUCGACAGCCCCGAGAACCGAAGCCCCCUCUUCAUCCGCAGGGCAGUUGUCCCUCCACAGAGGCCUCCGAUCCUUCGACCAGCCUUUGUGCCUCACGUCCUGCAGAGAUCUGCUGGUGCUCCCAGGCCCUUGGCGAUGCGUCCGCCACACCACCCAGCCAUGGUGGGGCCCCCCAUGCCCGGUCCCCAGGGCCCACAGAUGAUGAUGGGGCCCCCCAUGCAGAGGCCUCCUGGCCCGCUCAUGGGGCCCAUAGGGCCGAUGAGAACUGGCCCACCGGUGGGACCUGGGGUCCCCAUCGGCCCGAUCACUCCUCUGAUGUCGGUUCCCCGCCCCCCCGUCGUGGCAGCUCCGAAGAUAAAUCCCAUGGUGAUCCAGGCAGCCCCCACGGUGUACUCUGCGCCGCCGGUGAAAAAGCAGGAGGAGGAGCUGCGGGAGCAGCCCCCACCAGUCGUGGUGGAGGAGAAGGAGCCAGGGGGGCUGGAGGAGGCUGUGAUUGGCCCCAGCAUGCCCGAGGUGGAGCCUGUGAUGCCAGAGGCCAGGGUGCUGCCUGCACUGCGUGGGCCUGAACUGGGUCCCAUACGAGGGCGCCGGCCCCGUGGCCCCGAACCCGGAUUUGCACCAAUGGAGCCCGUGGUGGAGCCCGUGGUCGAGGACAAAAAGAAAACGAGGCAGGAAAAGCUGAAGCGCUGCAUCCGCACGGCGGCCGGGAGCUGCUGGGAGGGCUCCAGCCUGCUGGAGUGGGACUCAGAUGACUUCCGGAUCUUCUGCGGGGACCUGGGCAACGAGGUGAACGACGACAUCCUGGCCCGGGCCUUCAGCCGCUACCCGUCCUUCCUCAAGGCCAAGGUGAUCCGGGACAAGCGCACCGGCAAGACCAAGGGCUACGGGUUCGUCAGCUUCAAGGACCCCAACGACUACGUCCGCGCCAUGCGUGAGAUGAACGGUAAAUACGUGGGCAGCCGCCCCAUCAAGCUGCGCAAGAGCAUGUGGAAGGAUCGCAACAUUGAUGUGGUGCGCAAGAAGCAGAAAGAGAAGAAGAAACUUGGACUAAGAUAGCCGGGGGGGGGGCUGCCCC
Messenger RNA from Gopherus evgoodei (Goodes thornscrub tortoise), 1444 nucleotides. It is a transcript of the gene RBM42, whose product is annotated as RNA binding motif protein 42. The transcript is spliced from 11 exons. The record is from RefSeq and is a predicted model, not a curated record. Gene Ontology annotation, molecular function: mRNA binding. Lineage: Eukaryota; Metazoa; Chordata; Testudines; Testudinidae. Bases 79 to 1425 code for a protein of 448 amino acids.